AUGAAAUUCAUAUUUAUAGACAAUAAUCCGUUGAUUGUCAAAUGUUGGAAACAUCAUUAUCAAGUAUUAUCAAACAUCUAUAAAGAAUACAAUUUCCUGUCCCAUCAUAACAUCAAAUUCAAUUUUUAUAAUCAUACCAUUGAACACAUGGUACAAAACUACAACUUCAACAAUACUGGUAAUACGGGUAAAACUUCUAUAGUGACACCAGCAAAUUCAUUGAAUUAUAUGGGUGGUGGAUUUGAUUUACAUCUUUUAAAUGCCAUAUUAUUAGGAACAAAUCAUACAUUUAAACAACUUGAAAAUAUAAUUCAAAAUCAUCAAUUACAAAAAUUUCAAGGUUAUUUAGUUCCUAACCAAAUAUAUAAAAUAAAUUUACCCGAUUUAACUGGAUUUGAAUAUAAAUCAUCUCUAGCUUAUCAGAAUUGGAAUUUAAUAGAAAUCAUUGAGAUUCCAACCAUGGUUGUCCCAGAAAAAAUCCAUUCAAUAUCACAUUUAUUUGAUUGUAUAUGGAAUUUAAUGAAUAAUAUUGAUUUUACCAAAGAAGAAGAAGAAGAAAAAGAAGAAGAAGAAGGAGAAGAAGAAAAUAUAUUGGUAUUACCAGGUAUUGGAACUGGUUAUGGUAAUUUAAAUGAAUAUGAAUCGACUAAAAUAAUGUUAUUUGCCAUUUUUUUAUAUAAUUUGUCAUUAAGAGGAAAAACCACCCCAACAACGAGGUUGGAUCAAUUAAAAAAAUCUUUAUUAAUAUUGUUUUUCUUUAAUAAAGAUUAUAGGAAACUUGAAAAUCUUAAUGAUAUUGAAGAAUUAGAAACUAAUGUAAUUAGUGAAUAUGGGAAAAAUUUAAAUCUUGUUAAUGGAACCGUUAUGGAAUUGGAAGAAGUUUUUAAAUGUAUUAGAUGGUGA
This is a messenger RNA of Candida albicans SC5314, 903 nucleotides long. Its product is annotated as putative ADP-ribose 1''-phosphate phosphatase. The record is from RefSeq and is a predicted model, not a curated record. The transcript has a single exon. Bases 1 to 903 code for a protein of 300 amino acids. Lineage: Eukaryota; Fungi; Ascomycota; Pichiomycetes; Serinales; Debaryomycetaceae.